ACACACUCGGUGUGCUUUUUGGAGGAGAAGAGGGAGAUCCAUAUAGGAGUAGCAGUAGCUGGGAACGAUGGUAUCUUUGGGGCUGCAGAUUCUGGGCGUCGGGCUGGCGGUGCUGAGCUGGGUGGGGAACAGCAUCUGCAUCCUCCCCAUGUGGAAAGUCUCGGCCUUAAUCGGAAACAACAUUGUGGUGGCGCAGACCAUCUGGGAGGCUCUGUGGAUGACGUGCGUGGUGCAGAGCAUAGGCCAUAUGCAGUGUAAGGUCAACUACUCACCCCUCUCCUUGCCUCCGGACCUCCAAGCCGCCCGGGCCAUGGUAGUCAUCGCCGUCCUCUUGGCCCUGUUCGUGCUCCUGCUCUCGGUUGUCAGGGGGAAAUGCACCACCUGCGUCGGGGACCAGUCGGCCAAGGCCCGGGUGGCCAUCACUGCCGGGGUGUUCUUCCUUGUGGCUGGGGUGCUCAACAACUCCCUGGUACCCGACUCACAGAGGAGAGAGCUGGGCGCGUCCCUGUACGUCGGGUGGGGCGCGUCAGGACCGCUCCUGAUCGGGGGCGCGCUCCUUUGCUGUCAGUGCGGGCCGAGGGGAGACCUCUAUAUAACAUCGCGCCCAAAUCCUCUGCGUCGGGGAUAG
Messenger RNA from Salvelinus fontinalis (brook trout), 628 nucleotides. Its product is annotated as claudin-4-like. Gene Ontology annotation, molecular function: structural molecule activity. Gene Ontology annotation, biological process: cell adhesion; bicellular tight junction assembly. Bases 68 to 628 code for a protein of 186 amino acids. NCBI's taxonomy places the organism in Eukaryota, Metazoa, Chordata, Actinopteri, Salmoniformes, Salmonidae. The record is from RefSeq and is a predicted model, not a curated record. The transcript has a single exon. Gene Ontology annotation, cellular component: plasma membrane; bicellular tight junction.